CCGGCGCGCGGCUAUGCGUAGUCUGCCAGCGCACAAUCUGUCUGUUGGAGAGAGUGUCUAGUAUGUAUGUGUGUGACGAUGGCACCUCCAUUAUCACUCGCCUGUGUGUAUACGUGUCACUGUCGUGUAUAAAACCAAUCCCGGGUGACUGGCAAGCUCCCACAAGUUUUGCAACCGGCAUCGCAAGCGGAUCGUACGCGAAAGUGAUCACACACAAGUGCACUGUGAUUUCAUUAGUCGUUUCGGUUUCCAAGCAGAGACAACGGGACAGACAAUUUCUUGACGUUUAUAGGGGGUCUUCCAAUGGACAGUGCAAAGCAAUCCGUGCUUUGAAGUGUGACCAGUACUUCCCAAGCCAGCUGAAGCUGACACACUCGGAAGUCGUUUGUGAAGUGAGGCGAUCGUAAAGGGAGUGGUUUUACGCGGGGGCACAACAAGGACCUUUGUUAAAGUGGUGCCUGCCAUCAUGCUGUGCGUACAGCCCACCGAUCAUGUCGCUGGUAGAAAGGGACUGAUCUACAAGCUGGCACACGCCUGCCACAUUCGGGAGUGGAAAAAUAAAUGCGGCAUGCGUCGCCCAUCACUGGGACAGAAUGAAGACGACCUUAGUCGUCUGACAACGAUCAUCUCCCCGACCAGUAUCAGCCUAUCGUCGAACGGUCAGUCCGACCCGGUGGUGGUAGUGGAUCAUCACGAUGUCGUUAGCUGCGGUCGAGCGAAAGCGCACAGCACCAGUAGCAAUAGCAGCAGCAGUAGCAGCAGCAGCAGUAGCAGCAGCGGCAGCAACAGCAGCAGCACCAGCAUCAGCCAUGGCGCAGGCAACACAACUAGCAACAGUAGCAGCAACUGCCCGGCAAGCAACAACAGUGUCAGUGGCCCGGCCGGCCGCGGCAGUGUUGAUGGGGGAAGCAGCACGACAAGCAACAGCAGCAAUGGCAUCAACACCAGCACCAGCACCAGCAGCGAUGGGGUGAAAGUGAUCGCUACCAGCAAGGGCAAAGGUGAAUGCGAUGAUCGCGGUACGGCGGGUGGUCAUGGUGGUGGUCGGGACGAGCUGUCCGAAGCUCUACCACCACCCACGGUGCUCGUGAACCAGUAUCUACCGAAUCUGAUCAAUUCGUCCGAGUGGCAAAACUGCCGCAAGCGCAAGGAGCGCCAGGACAGUACGUCCUCCAUCAGCCAGGACCGGAAGCUGAUCCGCUCGAACAGCGAGGAGCAUCUGCCGAACUGUCAGGAGGUGAUCAGGCGCGUCUCGUCGCACGAGGACUUUAAGAAGCGGUCGGCGGCAGCCGCCGUCGUGUCGGUGGAGAUUUCCAUCGACAAGGAGAACGUCAUCGCGGAGGAACCGCUCGAGGGCGUGGAUGAGCAGCAGAAGCAGGUGUUCGAGAAGAAUCUGAAAAACAGUGCGGAUGAUUUGAAGAAAUUCUUCAUCGGCAGCGUGGAGAGCGUCGGGGGCAAGGAGCAUCAUCAUCACCACCACCAUUCCGGCCAUCUCGCGCACAACAACCAUCACAACCACCAUCACGGUAACCAUGUGUACCAUCAUCUCGGUGGCCACCACCAUCAUCUGCAUCAUGCUGGCGGGAAGUCACAGCCGUCCCACCAUCGGCUGUCACCGUGCCGGGAUAUACUGAAGUCGCGGCGCGACUCGGACAGCGAGCAGGACGGUGAGCACGAGCGGCGGCGGCACUGUGAGCGGUUUUCGAAGACGCGCCCGCCGCCCGGCAGGAAGUCGGUGUCGCCUCGUGCGCGCAACAGCUCCAAGCACUCGAAGCUCGCCGUGAAGGCGGCAAGCGUGGGCGUGGGAGCCGUUUUGCUCGCCGGAAAUGAGCACUUCUACUCCAAGCAUGACACGCACCCGAGCGGUGGCGGCAAGUCGGAACGGCGCAUCCGUUCCAGCAGCAAGCAUCGAGAGCAGCAGCAGAAAGUGUUGCAGGACGAUACGGUGAUGGAUGACGGUGUAGUGCCGCUGUCCGACUACAACGACAACAACGUGCUGGAAAAGAACCACGCGGUCGAGGAAGCGACGAAACUCAUCGACAAUGAGGAGGAGGAGGAGGUCCAACCGGAGGAACCACUUUCGCCGCGCGAAAAGCUCCCGUGGGGACAGACGUACCCGGACGAUACGCCGGCCCUCGUCUGUCAGCGCUUUGCGGACGAUAACUUUGAGUACGCCAAGCGUAUGGAUUCGGUAUCGCACGCCAAGCUGCGGCCAGUCUCUUCCGGCAACUCACUCAAGCUGUACGGUGCUCAUCACCGCAGCGCGGAAAAUGCGCCACCCUCGACGAUCCACCACCAUCACCACCAUCACCAGAAGGCAACGCCGGCCGCGAACAAUAUGUUUGACGAGCGCGUGAAGGCGAUCAACCGGAAGCUCGGCGGGCUGAAGAAGAAGCUGUCGCAGUUCGAGGACCGGUUCGAGCUGGAGCACGGCUACCGGCCGACGCACGGCGACAAGUCGGCGGACGCGCCGACCAAAAGCAUCCUGGUGGAGAUACACAAGCUGCGCAAGGAGAAGAAUCAAAUCAAAGCCGAUCUGGCCGUCUUUUCGGCGAAAGUGGCGGCGGCGGCGGCGACGACGACGGCAACGACCGGCCAAAAGCAACAGGCCGCCACCGGUGACGGUGGGCUGAGCGAGGACGAGACGGCGACGGAGAAGCGGCUGGCCAAGAUGAAGGAUACGAUCGCUGACAUUGAAAAGCGCCUCUCGGAGAAACGCGACACGGAGCAACGGAGCGAAAAUCUGGAGCUGCUGUCGAACGAGCAGCUGACGGAGGAGAAAGCCUCCGUCCAGCGUGCCCUGCUGUACCUCGAGUCGAUGUACGGUCGACCGGCGAGCCGCGAGGAGCGUGACGCGGCCCGACCCCUGUACGACCGCUACCGGCUGAUCAAGCGGCUGGUGAACCGUGCCAACUCGAUCAGUGGCCCGUGCGGUGUGGCCAACUCGCAGAUGCCAACCAUACUCGAGCACGAGGCGCUCGCGAUCGUCGGCACCACGACACCGUCCACCGAUAUCUCGCCGCCGUCGGCCACCUCCAUGCUGCAGUCGCCCACGGACACGAUGACCACGCCGAGCAGUAGCAGCAGCAUCUCCACAUCCAACCAGCUGCCGGCGGCAGACGAUUCCGAAGAAACGACGGCAACGACGAACACCACCAGCACCGCCGGCAACACGACCAGCAGUUCCGCGACGGAAAACAUCCACUCGAUGACGGCUGACGAGCUGUGGCAGCAUUACGACGCGACGCGCGAAGAGAAGAAGGAGCUGCGCCGCACGAUCAAGGACUUUGAGCAGCAGUUCGAGGAGACGACCGGGCGCAAGAUGCUGAAAUCGGACCGCAAAUCGAUCGAGGACACGUACGCUCUCUACAAGCAGAAGAAGGCCAAGCUGCGGCUGAUCGAUGCGCUCUUUAAGAAGCAAAUGCAAGCCGUCUAGGAGCCGGGAGCGCCUGGGUGCUGCGGUCGUGCGGGAUUUGAACGAUGCCGGGCCGGUUUUGGUAUUAUUGUUUUGUAGUUUAUGCCGGCAAAAGAGCAUGUUGAUGUCGUAUGUUGAUUUUGAUGAUUACAACACGCUGUUGUCUUGCGCAGCUGCCGAUCCUCGCACGAGAAGAAGAACAACCCCUGUCGAAAACAGUCGGCAAACGAGAAAAAUAACGAACCGAACGCGUACCCAAAAGUGAAAACUUAAUCAAAAACACGAAUCUUUUCCGGCAAUCCGCCGACGAACGGGCUUUUUAAGGAUAUAUUACAUGCACGGUGGUGCGCGGUUGUUACAGCUCGUGCUUUUCGUUUUCGUUUUGCUGAUCGUUUCAGUUCUGUUGCUGCACUAUUAUCACUGUUCAUUAAUUGUAUCGCAAAGCAAAUGAGAAGCUAGAAUAUCGAAGAAGGCAUUGAAAAUGCGAAAUAGGUAGUAGGAUUACACAAACACAAAAACACAUACACACACACACACUGUUGGCAGGAAAGAAACUUUCUAAGCUCAACACACACACAUACACACUCACAUUAUAUACACAAGCAAACCGAUGGUUGGCAAACAAUUAGACUGCUGCUGUUGUUGGUUUUAAACACAAAUAUUAUGUUAUUUUCAUCGGUUCGUUAGUUUUUCGUAAGUUUGGAAUGAAUGUUUUGUUUGCGAGUUUAUUUUCUUUCUGUUUUCAUUUAUUUCGUUUCACGUGGUGUCUAUUAACUGUUAACUGAACUAUUAGAAAGACUAUUGCAUUGUUUUUAAGUAUUUUUACACAAAGCGCGGCGCCCUCUUCUAUAAUGGAGAGCUAGGCAAGGAAGGUGAGGACGAGUGAAUGUGCGCGCGCGCGUGUGUGUAUGUAUAUUUGAGUGUGAGUGCAGGAGAAAGAGAGAGAGAGAGAGAGAGAGAGAGAGAGAGAGAGAGAGAGAGAGAGAGAGAGAGAGAGAGAGAGAGAGAGAGAGAGAGAGA
This is a messenger RNA of Anopheles gambiae (African malaria mosquito), 4435 nucleotides long. Its product is annotated as knob-associated histidine-rich protein. Lineage: Eukaryota; Metazoa; Arthropoda; Insecta; Diptera; Culicidae. The record is from RefSeq and is a predicted model, not a curated record. The transcript is spliced from 3 exons. Bases 467 to 3436 code for a protein of 989 amino acids.